This is a messenger RNA of Colletotrichum orchidophilum, 996 nucleotides long. RefSeq lists its product as uncharacterized. Lineage: Eukaryota; Fungi; Ascomycota; Sordariomycetes; Glomerellales; Glomerellaceae. The transcript has a single exon. Gene Ontology annotation, molecular function: structural constituent of ribosome. The coding region runs from base 1 to 996 and encodes 331 amino acids. Gene Ontology annotation, biological process: translation. Gene Ontology annotation, cellular component: mitochondrial large ribosomal subunit. The record is from RefSeq and is a predicted model, not a curated record.
AUGCCACCGAGGUUACCACAGCAGGCCGCGCGCGCCCUGCGCAGGCUGGCGAUGCCCUCAACCCCCGUCACACGAUCCUUCACCACGUCGACCGCUUUCCUCGCCGCCCCAGCCGCCUCGAGCCACCCGUCGCUCCGCCUCCCCGCCGACUACGUUCCGCCCACGAAGCCCCCCUCCGCCCGUCCCCCCGAAACCCGCAAGUCCCAGCUCAUCAGAACCUACACCUCGCUCCUCCGCACCACGCCCCUGAUCCUCUUCUUCCAGCACAGCAACCUGACGGCCGACGAGUGGUCCGCCGUCCGCCGCGAGCUCAACAACGCCCUCGUCGCCGCCACCCCCGCGGGUAGCGCGAGCCCCCUCGACGGCCGCGAGGUCCACCUCCAGGCCCUGCGCACGCGCAUGUUCAACGUCGCGCUCAAGCUCGCCGAGUUCUACGACCCCGAGGUCGCCAAGGCCAAGGCCGGCACGCGGACGGGUCCCAGGGGUCCCCUGGUGCACGAUCUGAGUAUGGCGGCCUACGAGGCGAUGAAGGACUUUGAGGUCCCCGAGGACUCGGCCUACGCGCAAAUCUCCCCCCUCCUCUGCGGUCCCACGGCGGCGCUGGUCUUCCCUGCCGUCUCGCCCGCGCACCUGGCCGCCGCGCUGAAGGUGCUGGCGCCGAGCCCGCCGGGGUUCGCGGCACCCGCGAGGAAAAAGAACCCGGGGUACUACGAGCCGCUGUGCCAGAGCGCGCUGCAAAAGCUGCUGCUCGUCGGCGGGCGGGUCGAGGGCGAUGUCUUUGACGUGGAUGGCGUCAGGUGGGUUGGCGGUAUCGAGGGCGGUCUCGAUGGGCUCCGGGCGCAGCUUGUGCACAUGCUCCAGAGCGCCGGGCUCGGUCUUACUGCGGCUCUCGAGGGCGGUAGCAAGAGCCUUUGGUUGGCGCUGGAGGGGCGGAGGACGCAGUUGGAGGAUGAGGGAAAGCCUAAGGAGAGCGUGGAGGAGACGAAGAGCGAGUAA